AAUUCUAAGUACUCGCAAUACGUUGCUCAAUUCCAUGUGUUUACCCGUUAUUGACCCCUCCAAGGAGAUGUGCUCUGGAGGCGUAUUGGUGAGGGGUUUUACUGCUAUAAAAGCACGGCUUGUUACUUCGGCUUUUCAGAAUCCACUGAAAGCUUUUACUUGCCCUAUAUUGCUGGUUCUGUUUCAAGUUCAGUUUUCUGUGCUGUAAACUCCGGAUCAGACAACUUUCGAAAUUCACCGUCAAGCAAAAUAGAGAUUCACUUGUUCGCCAUGUCGUCCAUUGCCUUCUUAUCCGCCAUCCUGUUGCUACUGGCGACGGCGGCUCUGAGCGUAGCAGAUCCAAUCCCACCGUCGCCAAGUCCUGCAAAUAUGGCGUCAGCCGGCGGUGAAAGCUGCAUGGUUCGUUGGAUACUCCAGUCAGGUGUAGAACUGGCGAUGGCCGAGAGGUACGAAGGUGUGUUCAAGACCAUUGGAAUGACAAAAGCUAAGCUACUUGAGCUAGACACUGAUGUCCUGGCUUUCCUGAUGGGAAUGACGGGUGACCAUGCUACUAUGCUCAAGUCCUGCCUGGAUGGUACCAAUCCUCUAUGUGCUGAUGCGUUCAACCCGUGCAACACUGAGGGAGAGUGUGUGUUCAACACUGACACUCGUUCAUACAUGUGCCAAUGCCAACCAGGCCGAACAGGACAGUAUUGCGAGAAUGAGAUAGACGAGUGUGCCAGUGAACCAUGUCAGAAUGGCGGGCGGUGCAUCGACGCAUUCAACAAUUUCACGUGUGACUGCUCUGUGGGCUACGAGGGAGACGUGUGUCAACAACGUUGGUGGACAAGGGAUUUGUUUAACGCUCUCAACGCUAGUUUGGCGACGGAGAAAGCAAAUGUCGACAUUCUUCAGUCGCAAUUAGCUGAGGCGAACCGCACCAUCCGGGAGAACCUGAAAGAAAACGCAAACCUUCAGUCACAAUUAUUAGCUGAGGCGAACCACACCAUCCAGACCAGAUUGAACGGGCACAGUGAUCGCAUACACGGAUUGGAAGGCCAUGUAUCAACAUUGCAGACGUUACAACAAUGCAAUUCGGCGUCACUUGGGUUCGCCUAUAAGUCGCAGAGCGCAGGAGGGAGUGGAAGGCGGCAAUUGGCUAGCGUUCAGAUUACCAAGAGGCGUGCAUCCACACUUCUGAGAAUCACGUACUCCACCACAAUUUGGACUCGAGGAGAUCGCUCAGCCUCGAGAUGGUUGGCUAAAAUUGACGGUCAAGAGUGUACUCAGCCAUCACCUAUCCAUAUCGCUCACUACAGACGAGAUGUGAAUGGCGCAUUUAUUCCUGGAUAUCUGGUAGGUCUUUGCAGAGCGACAAGCUCGGGACCAAUCGCACAAGGCCAUCACGUGAUCACAAUUCACACCGGAACAAUUGCACCGUACCCGCAUAGUGCUAACUCGGGGUGGUUGGCACCAUCUCUUCUGGAAGUCAGGGAGAUCUGUGCCCGAUAAACUAUUUUCGUCGCACAAGAUACACAAUGAUCAUCUGACCAGAAAAUCCAUUGUCCAUUGUCAUAAUAUUUUGACAUUCUCACAUGUUUCGCUCUCGCACUCCUCAAUUCAUUCAUACGCUAUUGAAAUGUUGUACCUCCAUCACCUCUGCCCUCUUUUCUGAAGACCCUCCGUAUAUUCUAGUGAUUGUUAGUCUUCUUUGUAAUUAUGCUGUCUGAUCUCUCCCUCGCCCCCCACUCAACUUCUGUAUUUUCCUAGUCUAAAUAGUACACCUAUUAAAGUUGUUAACGAGCACAAGCACCUGGGCGUUAUUCUCGACCGCCAACUCUCCUGGUCUCCACAAGUCCAGUCUGUGUGCAAGCGUGCGAGUGCGUCCUUAGGUAUGCUACAACCCCACUGCCAACACUUGAAUGAUAACUGCAGAAAAUUGUUCUUUAAGUCGUACAUUUUGCCUAUAUUUGACUAUUGCGAUAUAGCUUGGUGCGGGUUGUCUCAGACUUUACUCCACAGACUGGAGGUACAUCAACGCUUGCUUCUGAAAAUUCUGUUUCGAAAAGACCAAACAUUUGCCUCCCUUUGUCUUUAUAAACUUGCUUCCACGCACCCUCUUCUUGCCCGACAUCAGCAGCAUCUUUGUAUCCUUGUGCAAAAGAUCUUCCUAGCCCAAGUCCCGAAACAUAUUGCCAAGUACAACUGGUUUGUUACCACUAGACCAACACGCAAUGCCUUAUCACUGCCCCGAGCUAGUUCCUCUCUGUUUUUGAAAUCCCCUUUCUUCUCAGCAUACUCCCUUUGGUCUAACCUGCCUACUAGCAUUAAGACAUGCCAGGAUAUCAGGAAAUUCACAGUCCAGCUUUCCACACUGUCUCAUCCGAAGUGAUCCCAUGUAUUAUUAAUGUGCCUCCCUUUCUUUUUCUCUCCCUAUCUCCUUUCCCUCUCUGACAGCAUCUUUUUUUUUUCUUUUUUUUUUCCCUUUUAGCUUGCCGUGGUUGGCUAUCACCUGACCUCUCAUGUUUAUUGGCAGUCUUCGGACGGGCCAGGAGAUGUUGAAUAAAUAAAUGAGUGUUUUCACACGAAACUCGGAAUAACGUCGGAAAAAGAUUUGUUUUCUUCAUUGCUGUGUGAUAAUUGUAUUGAUAUGAAUAUUAUAUUAGGUUGAUUUGUUUGUGGUUUGUAUACUUAUUUGAAUUUGCAAAUCCAAACCAGCACAAAUGCUCGAUGACAGGGCCGCGAAUGCGGUCGUGUGUCAAAUGCCUUGUGCACACAAUUUACCUUCGGUUUGUUCUCAUUCCAGUUUCUACAAAUUGUUGUGUACGUCACAUUUUCCUAAUAUUCCAAAUAUUUGAA
Messenger RNA from Sycon ciliatum, 2838 nucleotides. RefSeq lists its product as uncharacterized. Lineage: Eukaryota; Metazoa; Porifera; Calcarea; Leucosolenida; Sycettidae. Bases 271 to 1491 code for a protein of 406 amino acids. The record is from RefSeq and is a predicted model, not a curated record. The transcript has 6 exons. Gene Ontology annotation, molecular function: calcium ion binding; Notch binding.